Diceros bicornis minor is the source of this 3362-nucleotide messenger RNA. It is a transcript of the gene CASTOR2, whose product is annotated as cytosolic arginine sensor for mTORC1 subunit 2. Lineage: Eukaryota; Metazoa; Chordata; Mammalia; Perissodactyla; Rhinocerotidae. Gene Ontology annotation, biological process: cellular response to L-arginine; negative regulation of TORC1 signaling. The record is from RefSeq and is a predicted model, not a curated record. The coding region runs from base 222 to 1211 and encodes 329 amino acids. The transcript has 9 exons. Gene Ontology annotation, cellular component: cytosol.
CCGCUGCUCCGCCAGCGCUGCCGCCCUCGCCCACCGCCCGCCCGCCGCCCGCGGCCCCUCGCGGCUUGGCAGGCUCCCCUUUGUCCGCCUCGGCCCGCCCAGCGCCGAGCUCCCGGUCCCCGGGCCGGCUGCCCGCAGCGCUCGGUGCUGGCUGGGCGCGCAGGGGGCGGGGGCCGCGGCUCGCCCCCCGCCGAUGAGCCGCCGUGGAGCGCGGGCGGACGAUGGAACUCCACAUCCUGGAGCACCGGCUGCAAGUUGCCAGCGUCGCCAAGGAGAGUAUCCCGCUCUUCACCUACGGCCUGAUCAAACUUGCCUUCCUGUCCUCCAAGACCAGGUGCAAGUUCUUCAGUCUGACCGAGACGCCGGAGGAUUACACCAUCAUCGUGGAUGAGGAGGGGUUCCUGGAGCUGCCGUCCUCGGAGCACCUGAGUGUGGCGGACGCCACCUGGCUGGCCCUCAAUGUGGUGUCAGGCGGCGGCAGCUUCUCCAGCUCCCAGCCCAUCGGCGUGACCAAGAUCGCCAAGUCAGUCAUCGCCCCACUGGCCGACCAGAACAUCUCCGUGUUCAUGCUCUCCACCUACCAGACCGACUUCAUCCUGGUGCGUGAGCGUGACCUGCCCUUCGUCACCCACACCUUGUCGUCAGAGUUCACCAUCCUGCGGGUCGUCAAUGGCGAGACGGUGGCAGCCGAGAACCUCGGCAUCACCAAUGGCUUUGUGAAGCCCAAGAUGGUCCAGAGGCCCGUCAUCCACCCGCUGUCCAGCCCGAGCAACAGGUUCUGUGUCACCAGCCUGGACCCCGACACGCUGCCCACCGUUGCCACACUCCUCAUGGAUGUCAUGUUCUACUCCAACGGAGUGAAGGACCCCAUGGCUGCCGGCGACGACUGCGAGCACAUCCGCUUCUUCUCCUUCUCCCUCAUUGAGGGCUACAUCUCCCUGGUGAUGGACGUGCAGACCCAGCAGAGGUUUCCUAGUAAUCUGUUGUUCACGAGUGCAUCUGGAGAGCUCUGGAAGAUGGUGCGGAUUGGAGGGCAGCCCCUGGGAUUUGAUGAGUGUGGCAUCGUGGCCCAGAUCUCCGAGCCCUUGGCUGCAGCAGACAUCCCCGCCUACUACAUCAGCACGUUCAAGUUUGACCACGCCCUGGUCCCGGAAGAAAACAUCAACGGUGUCAUCAGCGCCCUGAAAGUCAGCCAAGCAGAGAAGCAUUAGAAGGACCUCUUCUGCCCUCCCCUUCUGCCCCCCAGGCCUUGGCCUGGCCCCCACCCCGAAGAUGAUUCUUGCAGUAUUUCUCAACAGACUGGAAAACUGACCCCGGGGCUCCCAAAGAAGGAGCCUCUGGGAGAUGCCCUGGAUUGCUGACCCCGCCAGGCCUGGGGCCCACGCCAAGGCCUCCCGGUGCCCUCCUGCCUUCCCGGAGCCCCCAGACCCUCCAGAGAACCCCCGUCUCCUCCUCCCACCCCCACCCCAGAAAAUGAUGUCUGAGGCCCAGGGAGCUCAUGAACUGACCCCCCUUCUCAUCCCACCUCACCCACAGCCGGGGGCAGAUGCUGAAGGAAGCUGGCACCUCCUACAAGACACAGGGGUACUGGUUCUCUUGUCAUCUUGUGGGGCUGGCUGAGCAGGGCUGAGUUCAUGGAGCCUGAGAAGGCCCCCGUGAGGGGGGGUGCUGGACACUGGUCGCUGGUCUCUGGUUCCAUCAGCUCGGGGCUGGUUCCCACAGAGUGGAGGCCAGUGGGUGGCCCUUGGGUCAUGUGCUGGUGAGGCUCUGAUGGAGCCUGGGUGGGUCCUGAGCUGGGGAGGACCCGAGCCACCCAGAACCUCACCUGCCAACCACAGGGCCUGCGCCCUGACUCCCAGCAAGACUGCCAGGGGGCCCUGUCCAGACCGUCCCCACCACAAGCACUCACUCCUGGAGGGGGAGGCGGGUCCCAGGAGACCCACCAGCCUGGGGCAGUCCUGUCCCCUCUGGUUUCCCUGGACCCUACUCCAGCAGGCAGAGCCUCAGUUUCCCCCAAGUGGGGGCAUCCCCAGCAUCCUGGGCCUGGGGUUUCUUAGGUCACCCCCACCUCCCUAGCAGUUGACCAGCACAGGACUCCCCCAUUGUCACACCUCCUCCCCUCCCCCACUUUUGGGGGACAUGGAAGGCCUCUGCCCCCAACUCACCUGCCUGCCUGCCCCUCAGUCUGGGGACUGGCAUUCAUGAGUACUUGACCUGGGAGGCAGCUUAUCUGAGCCUUAAUAGAGAAAACCAUACCUUGUUUUAGUUUCUUAUUUAAUGUACUUGUGCCCAAGCUGCAGUGGGCAGCGUUUUCAGGGGUCGGGGCCUACUGAGUUCUGUGAGGCGGCCCCAGAGGCUCAGCGUCACCUGGCUGGUGCCCUGUGGCUCCAGGGACAAGUGCGAGAAUCAGGAGCUGUUGUGGGGGUCUUGGCCGUCUCUUAGGAGCAGGAAGCUGGGAGCAGAUGUCUGCUACCAGACAGGGGUCCCCAGGGCACCCUCCACAGGGCUGCCCAGCCAGCCCCACUGGCAGGUGCCCAGGCAGCUGUGAUUCUAUCUGAGCAUCAGAGGAGACCCAAGGGCCAUGGGGAGGUAGACGGCCAGGGGGUGGAGGCUGACCAGGGAGAAUGGAGUGAGCCCCUGGGCCUCCUCUCCAGCGGGGGCUGCUUUCUGAACAAGCAGGACCUGGGGGCCUGCUGUGGCUCGUGCCCUCCCUGGCGCCCUUUCUCAGGCAGCAGCUGACUGUGCUUGCCCGAGAAGCCCAGAGGAGAAGGGACGUUCUCUCGGUCUGGUGAAGGGCUUGUGUGAUCGCCACUCCCCCCUCUCUGAGCUGUGCGGGACCCUCCGAGCCCUGGAAGCCCACCAGACGGAGGAGCUGUGUGUCUGGGUCCGUGCAGAUACUCAGGGCCCGAGCACUGAUUAGGAACCCAGUUUUUUGUUUUUUAAAGUUAAUUCAUUUUGCACAAAACUCCAAAACCACCAAAACAUGUCAAUUGUUUGCUGGUUCCAAAACUGGGGUGGCCCAGUGGGCAGGGCAGCCCUUGAAGCCCUGAGUCCCCUUUCUGUUCCUGAAAGUCCUUGACUUUCUGUGACGCACCUCUCCAGAUUCCUUUCUGUCAGUUCCCCAAAUCUGUCACUUCUCCACCAUUCCUCCCUGCUGAGCAAGUGUGUCGGCCGCGUGACCCCGGAAACGCGUGCUCCCCAGACCCUCUAGGACGUAUUUCUUGUACACACAUAUAAAUACCUGUGUUUUAUGUUGAAUAUAGAUAUAUACUGUAAAUAGCAUAUAUACUUGAGCAAUAUAUAUGUUAAUAUAUACUGUGUGAGCACGCACAUGCGUGUGUGCGCAGUAUGUGGACACAGAC